AUGAAUACACCACCCGCAGCUGCAUACCAGAUUCUUGACAUCCGUGCUCCUAUUUCCACGGAAGCAUUAAAACUACCCGCGCACCAAGAGUACCCUGGCCCUAGCAACGAUGAAGACAUUCGCAAGAAGCCCCCCACGCCUCCAGCAUCGACUGACCAUUCAUUAGAUGCUUUCAACGGUGACGACCUUGUAGACACUAUUUUAGAAUCCCUGGAUAAACCGGCCGGGAGCAAGUCCAUUCCAACCUUUGUUCUGUACGACACGCGUGGAUUGCAACUAUUUGAUGAAAUUACACAUUUAGACGACUAUUAUCUCACGAAUGCAGAAAUGGGGAUAUUAAAAGAGCGGGCUGAUCAGCUUGCAGCCCGAUUACACGAUGGCAGUGUGAUUAUUGAACUUGGGGCAGGAUCACUCCGCAAAACGUCAUUGAUUCUCGAAGCUAUCGAGCGACAAAAGCUCAAAGUUACCUACUAUGCCCUGGACCUGGACCAACAUGAGCUGGAACGGUCGUUAGGCUCUCUUGGCGACUUCACUUAUGUUCGCCUCAUGGGUCUACUAGGAACAUACGAUCAAGGUAUUCCAUGGUUGAGCCAACAAUUUGCUUCUGCCGAUCCUCCUAUACACAAAAUGAUCCUUUGGUUGGGAAGCUCUAUUGGCAACCAAAACAGACGCGAGUCAGCCAUGUUUCUCCACCGCCUCCAACAAAUGUGUCUGCAACCCGGAGAUUUCCUCUUGGUUGGCUUGGACAAGCGCAAGGAUCCAGCCAAAAUCAAAACUGCCUACGACGACUCACUUGGCACUACCAGGGAAUUUAUCAUGAACGGUCUGGACCACAUCAAUGUCAUUUUGAGUCAAACACUCUUUGACCGUUCCAAGUUUGAUUACGACUCUCGCUACCAGUCGGAUCUUGGUCGACACGUCGCACAUUACAGGGCGCGUGAGAAUAUCGUGCUGACCUAUCAGCGUCGCGCAGGCGAUCAGCUGCGCAUUCCAGUAGAAAAAGAUGAGCUCAUUCAUGUCGAAUACUCGUACAAAUAUUCGGACGAGGAAAUUACCCAUAUGCUAAGCGCUGCACAGUUGGACAAAGCCGAAGAUUGGUCAAACAAGGAAACACCGUAUGUGUUAGUCUUAGCCGAGUGUCGAGCGUUCAAGUUCGAUUGCGACAGGUCGGGUGCCCGCGAGACGCUCUAUCCCACACGCACCGCAAAGCGCACUGAGCAGGAUGCCAACUGCGUGUCCUGCAUGGCUGAUUACACUACAGAAUAUUUUCAUGCAGACAAGGAGGGAAGCUCAGCAAGCCUGGCACAUAUCGUUGGAAGCGCGCACUGGCCGGAGUAUGUGCCUUCGCUCCAUGAAUGGCAGCAGCUCUGGCGAUCCUGGGAUACCGUCACCAACACCAUGAUGGAUCAACAAACUAUGUUAUUUGAACGUCCAAUUGCCUUACGCCACCCGUUCAUUUUCUAUCUUGGACAUAUUCCGGUAUUUCUCGACAUGCUGCUUACGCGAAGUAAUGUGGACGGAGCAAGUUAUACCGAGCCGACAAACUUCUUGAAAAUUUUCGAACGCGGUAUUGACCCCGAUAUGGAAGAUCCUACGCGGUGCAACCCACAUUCGAAGGUGCCAACACGGGAUGAAGAUUGGCCGUCCAGCCAAUCCAUCUUGCUAUAUCAGCAGAAGGUCCGCAAUCGCCUCCAAAGCUUGCUGCUCGAAUGGGAGGCCGAAGACUACAGCGCAUCGAAAAGGCAACAGCGCAGACGCGCAGCGCGUGUGGUGUGGAUGUGCUUUGAGCAUGAGGCAAUGCACCUCGAAACGCUCCUGUAUAUGCUUAUUCAGAGCCCCAAUAUCCUUCCACCAGCAAGCGUGGCCACAGUUCCUUGGAAAAUGGCAGCAAAAUCAGAGCUUUAUGCUUCAGCACGCAAGUCUCAACCGAGAUGUCUCGAUGCAGCACCACUCAUUUCUGUACCUGAAGCAGAUGUCACUAUAGGCCAUGACGACGACGAGGACGCCGAUUUCAAUGCUUCAGACGAGCCUGUCGAGUUUGGAUGGGAUAACGAACAUCCGAAACGUCAGGCACACGUUGACGCGUUUUCCAUCCAAAGCAGACCGGUGACUAAUGGCGAAUAUCUUGCAUUUCUAAAGGAAAUCAGCAGCGACGACUGGCCAGUAUCGUGGGUACGCAUGGAUGAUGGUGGUAUCGGCGUGCGUACGUCGUUCGGCACGUGUUCCUUUGACGAUUCGAUCAACUGGCCUGUUCAGGUCAACUAUUACCAAGGUAGCAAGUACGCUGAGCAUCGUCGUAUGCGUUUGCCGACAGAAGCAGAAAUGCUACGCUUUAGAGAGUGUAUGAGCAACAGCAGCAACAAGAAGAUACCAAACAUUGGGUUCCAGCAGUGGCAUCCGACAGACGUGUCCAAUGACCAAGUGCAUACGCUAGGCGACGUUUGGGAGUGGACAGCAACGACCCUGGACCGCUAUCCUGGAUUUAAGCCGUCCAAAUUGUAUCCUGGUUUUUCGGCCGACUUUUUUGAUGGCAAGCAUCAUGUUGUCCUCGGUGGUAGCUGGGCAACUCAUCCUCGCAUUGCUGAGCGCUGGUCUGUUAGAAACUGGUAUCAAGCUGGUUACCCUUACGUCUUCGCCGGAUUCCGCUGCUGCUCUAAUGUGUAG
Molecule: messenger RNA, 2664 nt
Organism: Zychaea mexicana
Lineage: Eukaryota; Fungi; Mucoromycota; Mucoromycetes; Mucorales; Lichtheimiaceae
Exons: 2
Coding region: 1-2664 (887 amino acids)
Source: RefSeq, a predicted model, not a curated record